Molecule: messenger RNA, 801 nt
Organism: Knipowitschia caucasica
Lineage: Eukaryota; Metazoa; Chordata; Actinopteri; Gobiiformes; Gobiidae
Source: the annotation of a GenBank genome assembly
AUGCAGCCUGCCGUCUGUGCCCUGCUCUGUGCUCUACACUUGGCCUGGACUUUUCCAAACUCCACGCCUGGACCCUCUUCAGGGCCUGUGGUUUUGGAGCCCAAGCCAGUGGACAGUGCAGACCCCCAGGUGCUUGCGUCCCCCGGGUGCCCCCCUUGUGAUCCCUCUCAGUGCGGCCCUGCGGUGGGCUGCAGAGCUGGGCUGGUACGGGGCCUGUGUGGCUGCUGUGAGGAGUGUGGGAACGUCCUGGGACAAAGCUGUGACCCGGGGCCAACACCACGGCUGCACGGACUCUGUGGCACCGGCAUGAGGUGCACAGUGGACCCUCGGCCAGGAGCGCGCUCAGUAGAGGACCAGGAUGAGCUGAUAUGUGUUUGUGAUCAGCAAGAGGCACUGUGUGCCAGUAAUGGAAACACCUACAGAAGCAGGUGCGAGUUCAGGGAGGCACUCUUCUUCAACCCUCUGCUCAAGGUCAAAGGCAAAGGCCCCUGCAAAUCAGCAACCAUAGAGUGGAGAAGGGACGGCCAUGAGGGGGCGCUGCCUGGGGAUGACCCGCACCUCUCUGUGCAGUCCAGGGGCGGGCCUCUAAAGUUCGAGCUCUCCAGUUGGCUGCAGAUCGAGGGGGCGGGACUUGAGGAUGCAGGGACCUAUCAAUGCGUGGCGCGCAACAAACUGGGGGCAGUUUCGGCAUCGGCCCAGUUAACGAUAUUGACCCGAGAAGACUUGUCGUCAUAUUUGGCCAACAGCAUCUCGGAGAUGCACCAGCUGCUGGAGCCGGACUAUGACCAGGACUUGUACUGA